UAUAUGUUUUAUAUAGUUGGGCAUGUGUGGGUAAUCAAUGUUUUAUGUGUCAUUUAAUACGAUGGAUACGUUAUCGAUGUUCCUCGACUAGUUUGAUAAAGACAGUGCCAGCGGUUUGGUAAUAAAUUUUAAAAGCUAAAAAAGUGCACUAAUAUAAUUAUGUUCCGCUUCAUUAGCAAUGUUUUGCUUCCUGUAAAUGUUGUUGACAAUAAUCCGGAAGUAGUACAAAUAGUGAAUCACAAUCCAGAACAAGUGCAAAUAGUGGAUCACAAUCCGGAACAAGUACAAAUAGUGGAUCACAAUCCGGAACAAGUACAAAUCGCGGAUAACAAUCCUGAACAAGUCCACAUAAUCGACAAUAAUCCUUGGAAUGUUCAUGUUAUCGACAACAAUCCUUCACACGUUCACGUAAUCGACAAUAAUCCUUCGAUUGAUGUCAUCGACCCCGGUUUUUAUAGACCAGGCAACGGCGACGUAAUCGACCCAGGUUUCUACAGACCGGGUAGACCAAUCGACGGCUCUGAGCUCAUCGACAAAGAACCGCUGAUUAUCGACCCGCCAUACAGACCUCGUUUCCCCGCUGACCAGCCCUACCUGCGUGGAGGAAAAUGAGAGAAAAUAAAAGCAGACUACCAUGAAACCUAAAACUACUGUGAAAAAUUAACUAUUGUAAUAUAAAUAUCUAAAUAUAAUAAAUUGUUUAUCCGAUUAAAA
Molecule: messenger RNA, 714 nt
Organism: Danaus plexippus (monarch butterfly)
Lineage: Eukaryota; Metazoa; Arthropoda; Insecta; Lepidoptera; Nymphalidae
Exons: 13
Coding region: 160-612 (150 amino acids)
Source: RefSeq, a predicted model, not a curated record